AUGGUCUAUACAGAUAAUUGUCCAGUUUUAAACGAUAUUGAGUGGAAGGAUAACUGUCAAUUCCCAGUAAUUCGUGAUGGAGAAACCCCAUCUGGUUGGAAGAAACAAAUCUGGAAUCAAUUGGUGGAUUAUAGAAAUAAUAAUAAAUUGGCCGAUUACCAUAAGCGAUAUAUUAUUGCUAGAAAAAUGGAAUCUACAGAAGGAUUCAAUUAUAGUAUGGCUGUUAAAGUUGAAGAAAAGAAGAUAGAAUUGCAAGAAGCUGAAAAAUACCUUGAAUAUCUGAAAUCUUGA
Molecule: messenger RNA, 291 nt
Organism: Entrophospora sp. SA101
Lineage: Eukaryota; Fungi; Glomeromycota; Glomeromycetes; Entrophosporales; Entrophosporaceae
Source: the annotation of a GenBank genome assembly